AAAACCGGACCGUCCGAUGAGGACUUGUGUCCUGUUUAUUUUUUCUUAGUUCGUUAUCUUGAUAAAGAUUUUUUAUUGAUACUAUUUAAAUAGAUAAGAAUAAUUUUAUCAAUUUUGUAUUAAAAGAUAAAAUAAAUGAAUACAAUUACGUGCUUACUAUAUGAACUCAUAUGUUAAACUACAUAUUUGAUUGAAAAUUUUGUUAUGUUUUCAUUAACUUUUCUUUCCUACUGCGCUUGUAUCAAAAAUGAAAAAGAUACUUAUAGUCAACUAAAUAUACCAAAAUUCGAAGUAAAACUGUGCUGUAUUAGUUUAUUGAACUAUACGAGAAAUAAAGUAUUGAAUAAAUCAACUUGUCUCAUUGCAUCUCUGAAUGGUCAUAUAAACUGUUUGAGGUAUGCUCAUGAAUUAGGGUGUCAUUGGAACGAAACUAUCUCAAGUGUUACUGCCUUAAAUGGUUAUUUAAAUUGUUUAAUAUAUGCCCAUGAAAAUAAUUGUCUAUGGGACGUGCUUACUACAUGUAGUGCUGCAGAGGGUGGUUAUUGUCCUUGGAAUGGACUAGUAACUGAAGGAGUUUCUGAUAAUGAUCAUUUAAAUUGUUUAAUAUAUGCACACCAAAAUGGAAUUCCGUGGCAUGAUUUCAUCUCUACAUCAACUGCUGGCAAUGUUCACUUGAAAUUUUUAAAGUAUGCAUAUGAGAAUGGCUGUAGAAUUGACAACUCAAUUGCUUUUAUAGCUCAUGAAAAUAAUUGUCCCUGGGAUAUUAAUACAACACAUUCAGCUGCUAUGAAUGGAAAACUAGAGUGCCUUAAAUAUGCUCAUUUUAAUAAAUGCCCCUGGGAUGCUGACACAUCAUGGUAUGCUAGUAUGAAUGGUCAUCUGGAUUGCUUAAAGUUUGUUCAUGAACAGGGUUGUCCAUGGGAUGAAAAUGUUUUAAUAAUAGCUGCUGAAAAUGGUCAUUUAAGUUGUUUAAAGUAUGCACAUGAAAAUAGUUGUCCUUGGGAUAUACUAGUUACUGAAAAAGCUACAGCAAAUGGUCAUUUACAUUGUUUAAAGUAUGCUCAUGAAAACGGAUGUCCCUGGGAUGACACUAUCACUGCUACAGCAGCCGAAUUUGGUCAAUUAGAAUGUUUUAAAUAUGUUUAUGAAAAUGGCUGUCAAAUUAAUAAUUCAGCUGCAGAAAAUGCUGCAGAAAAUGGUCAUCUAGAUUGUUUGGUAUACGCUCAUAAAAAUGGUUGUCCUUGGGAUGAUUUCACAACACGCAUUUCUGCUGAAAAUGGUCACUUAAAUUGUUUAAAAUAUGCUUAUGAAAAUGGUUGCCCAUGGAAUGAAAGAGUAAUUGAAAAUGCACUUAAAAAUGAAUAUUUCAAUUGUGUAAAAUAUGCAUAUGAAAAUGGAUGUCCAUAUAAUAAAGAUCUAUAUAAAAAUGAUUGCUAUACAAAUUAUUUAGAGAGUUUAUAGGUUAGUUUUCAAAAGACCAAGAAUUAACUUUUACUAAGUUUCUAGUAUAUAUACAUUUUUUUUCUCGUUAUUUUAUGUCUAUGAUUGUUGUUCAGUUAUUAUGUACAGUCUGUUAUUUAAGUGUGUUAAUUCCAUUUGUUAAUAUUUAUAUUUGUUUAUAUGAAUUAUAUAUUUCUGAUCCGAUACUUUUUAAUAUAAAACAAAAAUUGAACAAAUUAAUUUAUUUUGUUAAAAUAAUUUAUAAUUAUGUUAUAUUAUAACAUUAAAAUAGAUAGAAAAAAAAAAUUAAAUAUUAUUUAUUAUAUAAGUUUCUAAUUUUUUUAUAUUUCAAUAUAUAAAUGAUUCAAUUUUAGAUUCAGAGCUUAGCUUUGAUAACUAUAUAGUCUAUCGUGUUGACCGGAGUGAUAAAACCAGUUCAUGUUUGAGAGGUGGUGGAGUAGCAAUCUGUGUGAAUAAAUGUUUAUUUUCAGAAAUCAUAAAGAUCCCCACUGAUAAUGUUGAACAGUUGUUUGUAACUGUAAAUAGUGGUGGUAAUUUAAAAUAUAUUAUUGGUGCAUGCUAUAUACCACCUGGGAGCUCAGUUAGUGUCUACUCAGCUCAUGCUGAUACUGUGCAGUCUAUUUUAUCUAGUGUUGUUAAAACCAAUUUUACUUUUAUUUUAAUGGGAGAUUACAAUUUAGGUGAUACAAAAUUCUAUAAUGAUGACCAUGGCAUGAUUUACGAUGGCGCUCGAUCAGUUAAAGUAGAUGUUAUUUAUGAGUGCUUUUCAUCUUUAAACUUGUAUCAGGUCAACACAAUUCCUAAUAUAUACAAUUCAUAUCUGGAUUUAAUAUUUUCUAAUACAAAUUUGAUCACUGUCAAUACCUCAACAGAUAUAUUGGUGCCAUUAGACCCAUACCAUCCGGCUUUGUUAGUUGAGUU
This is a messenger RNA of Daktulosphaira vitifoliae (grape phylloxera), 2382 nucleotides long. RefSeq lists its product as uncharacterized. Bases 205 to 1461 code for a protein of 418 amino acids. The record is from RefSeq and is a predicted model, not a curated record. Lineage: Eukaryota; Metazoa; Arthropoda; Insecta; Hemiptera; Phylloxeridae. Gene Ontology annotation, molecular function: protein binding. The transcript is spliced from 3 exons.